Ostreococcus lucimarinus CCE9901 is the source of this 3178-nucleotide messenger RNA. RefSeq lists its product with no specific name. NCBI's taxonomy places the organism in Eukaryota, Viridiplantae, Chlorophyta, Mamiellophyceae, Mamiellales, Bathycoccaceae. The coding region runs from base 175 to 3123 and encodes 982 amino acids. Gene Ontology annotation, biological process: DNA-templated DNA replication; DNA replication proofreading; nucleotide-excision repair, DNA gap filling. The record is from RefSeq and is a predicted model, not a curated record. Gene Ontology annotation, molecular function: DNA binding; 3'-5'-DNA exonuclease activity; nucleotide binding. Gene Ontology annotation, cellular component: delta DNA polymerase complex. The transcript has a single exon.
AUCGAUGUGCGAGCGGCGGAUCGCGCGAAUUGGGUGCGACGACCGCUGGCGCGGGCGGUGGACGCGACGCGGGACGCGCUGCUGUUUCAACAGUUGGACAUCGAUUACGCGGUGGAGAAGCCGCACGAGGGACUGGGGGCGCGACGGGCGAAAGGUGACGCCGCGGUGGUGCGGAUGUUCGGGGUGACGAAAGAGGGACACAGCGUGUGCGCGCACGUGCACGGGUUCGAGCCGUAUUUUUACGCGUCGGUGCCGGAAAAUUUCGGCGAGGCGGAUUGCGCGGCGUUCAGGCGACGUUUGAACGAGGAGGUGAGCGCGGCGAGGAAGAACGCGCCGGGAGUGCACGUCGUGGACGUGUCGCUCGAGAGGAAGCAGAGUUUGAUGCAUUAUAGCGACGUGAAGGAUCGCUUGUUCGCCAAGAUCACGAUGGGGCUGCCGAAUAUGGUGAGCGCGGCGCGAGGGAUUUUGGAAAAGGGAUUCAGCGUGCCGGGGGUUCGGGACGGGGCGUUCACGACGUACCCGACGUUUGAGUCCAACAUCGUGUACGCCUUGCGGUUUAUGGUGGACUGCGCCGUGGUCGGUGGGAACUGGAUCGAGUUUCCGGUGAAUUCGUACACGGUUCGUGCGAAGAAGGCGUCGCACUGUCAAAUCGAAGUGGACAUCAUGUACGACAAGCUCAUCUCGCACCCGGCGGAGGGUGAGUACUCCAAGCUCGCCCCGUUUCGCAUCUUAUCCGUGGAUAUCGAGUGUGCGGGGCGUAAAGGCCACUUUCCCGACGCACAAUUGGAUCCGGUGAUUCAGAUCGCGACUCUAGUCACCGAGCAAGGGAGCGAUAAACCGAUUAUUCGAGCCGUGUGGACGCUCGAUACGUGCGCUCCGAUCGUCGGCGCUGACGUCUUGAGUUUUAAGGAUGAGCGGGAACUGCUUCGGAACUGGGGUAAUUUUCUUCGCGGGUGCGACCCGGAUUUGUUGAUCGGCUAUAACAUCGUCAAUUUCGAUUUCCCGUACUUGUUGGAGCGCGCCGAGAAGCUCGGCGUCGCCGACUUUCCGUACUGGGGACGCUUGAUCGGCACCAAGGUGCGCAUGCGCGACACGGUUUUCUCGUCCAAGGCGUACGGUACGCACGAAAGUAAAGAAAUAUCUUGCGAGGGACGCGUGCAAUUCGACAUGCUUCGCGCUAUUCAGCGCGAUUACAAGUUGUCUUCAUAUUCGCUCAACGCAGUUUCUGCGCAUUUUUUGGGCGAGCAAAAAGAAGACGUGCACUACAGCGCUAUCUCGGAGCUGCAAAACGGUACGCCCGAGACGAGACGGCGUUUAGCGGUGUACUGUUUGAAGGAUGCGUAUCUUCCGCAGAGAUUGCUGGACAAGUUGAUGUACAUGUACAACUACAUCGAAAUGGCUCGCGUCACCGGCGUGCCGCUGAAUUACCUGUUGACUCGCGGUCAGUCCAUCAAGGUCAUGUCGCAGCUUUUGCGCAAGGCGAGGCAGCGAAACAUGCUGAUUCCUCACCAUGUGAAGCAGGGCGGUGGCAACGUUCAAGCGGAGGGUGGUGUCGCGUACGAAGGUGCGACGGUCUUAGACGCCAAGGCUGGUUACUACGAGAUGCCCAUCGCGACGCUCGAUUUCGCUUCGCUGUAUCCAUCCAUCAUGAUGGCUCACAAUCUGUGCUACUCGACUUUAGUGCCAAAGGAUAAGGUGGGUAAGCUCAACCCGGAUGAUUACGGGACAUCGCCAUCGGGAGAUACGUUCGUGAAGGCAUCCAAGGUGAAGGGGAUUUUGCCAGAAAUUUUAGAGGAACUCUUGGGGGCGCGUAAACGCGCCAAGGCUGAUCUUAAAAAAGCCACUGAUCCGUUGCAAAAAGCGGUCUUAGACGGUCGCCAGCUCGCGCUGAAAGUCUCAGCAAACUCUGUGUACGGUUUCACCGGUGCCAUGGUCGGACAGCUGCCUUGCCUCGAAAUUUCUUCUUCAACGACGGCGUACGGCCGUACGAUGAUUGAUCACACGAAGAAAAUGGUGGAAGAGAAGUAUCGAACCGUGAAUGGAUACACUGGAAAUGCCGAGGUCAUUUAUGGUGAUACCGACUCCGUGAUGAUCAAGUUCAAUACGCCGGAUUUGGCGGAGUCUAUGAAACUCGGUGAAGAAGCCGCGGUGUACGUCUCUGAGACGUUCUUGAAGCCUAUCAAACUCGAAUUCGAAAAGGUGUACUGGCCAUAUCUCUUGAUUAGCAAGAAGCGCUACGCUGGUUUACUCUGGACGAACACUGAAAAUUACGACAAGAUGGACACCAAAGGUAUCGAGACCGUGCGUCGCGAUAACUGUUUGCUCGUGCGACAAGUCAUCGAGACGGUUUUGGAGAAGAUUUUGAAGCAGCGAGAUGUGCAGGGCGCGGUGAAAUACGUGCAGAGUACGAUCGCAGACUUGCUCAUGAAUAGAUUAGAUUUCUCACAGCUCGUGAUCACGAAGGGUUUCACAAAAGAAGCAGACUCGUAUGGGGUCAAGAUGGCACACAUAGAGCUCGCGCAGCGCAUGCGCCAGCGCGAUCCCGCCACCGCGCCGGUAGUCGGCGAUCGUAUCGCGUACGUCAUCAUUAAAGCGGCGAAGAACGCAAAGGCGUAUGAAAAGUCAGAGGAUCCGAUUUUUGCUUUGGACAACAACUUACCCAUCGAUACGAAGCACUAUUUGGAUCACUACUUGACCAAGCCUCUGCUGCGUAUUUUCGAGCCCAUCUUGCACAACGCGCAAUCCGUACUGUUGCACGGCGAGCACACGCGUCGCAUCGCGCAGCCGACGCCGACUGCGAAAGCUGGCGGAAUCAUGCAGUUUGCCAAGAUUCGUUUAAGCUGUAUCGGUUGCCGCGCACCGAUAUCGGAUGAGAAAAUGUCCAAGUCGCUGUGCAAGAAUUGCCUCAACGACGAAUCGCAGCACCUGAGAAAAGCGCUCGCCUCCGUGAACAACCUCGAGGGAGACUUCAACCGGCUUUGGACGCAGUGUCAGCGGUGCCAAGGCUCACUUCACCAGGACGUCCUCUGCACAUCGCGGGAUUGUCCCAUUUUCUACCGUCGCAAAAAAGUCCAAAAAGAUUUAACCGAAGCCACGGCGCAGCUGCGACGUUUCGAUUGGUGAGCGCGACGAAGAUUCCCGACGCGAUAGUCGAGUCGAUUCCCGACGCGAUAGCCAA